AUGUCCUCCGAAACAUUCAAGGGCUGGGUAGCCCACGACGCCACCAGUCCCUUAGCAUACACAACAUUCACCCCCAAACCCUUCACACCAACCGACAUUGAAGUCCACAUCAGCCACUGCGGCAUCUGUGGCACAGAUCUACAUACUCUCCGCUCCGGCUGGUCGCCCACCGACUAUCCAUGUGUCGUGGGCCACGAAAUCAUUGGGACCGUUGUGCGCAUUGGCUCUGGAGUCGCGACACUCGCAUCAUCGCCUGCAUCGAGGCAGAUACGCGUUGGCGACCGCGUGGGUAUUGGGGCGCAGAUGGGCACAUAUAACGCGCGAUACGCCGAUAAGAGUAAAUCAUACGGUGGAUAUGCGAAUUUCUGGAGGGGUCCGGCCCAUUUUGCUUUUAAGAUUCCCGACUCUUUGCCGUCUGCUGAAGCGGCGCCGUUACUGUGUGGUGGGGUGACUGUCUUUCGUCCUUUGAAGAGGUAUCAUGCCGGCCCGGGAAAGACCGUUGGUAUCAUCGGAGUUGGCGGGCUAGGACAUCUCGGUAUUCUGUUCGCCAAAGCACUGGGCUGUGAGCGUGUUGUAGCCAUCUCGCGAACAUCGAGUAAACGAAAGGAUGCAGUUGAAGGCCUAGGCGCGGACCUUUUCAUUGCUACCGAAGAAGAUAAGAAAUGGGCAAGAACAUACUCGCGCUCACUCGACCUUAUUAUCUGCACCGUGGACUCCCCAAAACUACCGCUAAGCCAAUACUUGCGCCUGCUCAGGGUGGGAGGCACAUUUGUUCAAGUUGGAGCCCCAGAGGGUCCUCUUCCAGGCCUGCCGGCGUGGUCAUUGAUUCAGAAGGAGGUCCAAAUCACCGGAUCGAAUAUUGGGUCGCCGGAUGAUAUAAGAGAGAUGUUGCAGUUGGCGGCCGAGAAGCGAGUGUAUCCGUGGAUCCAGAAGAGGCCGAUGAGUGAUGUGAAUGCUGCUUUGGCCGAUAUGGAUGCCGGAAAGGCACGAUAUCGGUAUGUGCUGGAAAAUGACGUAAGGAUUAAUGAGGCGAAGCUAUAG
Messenger RNA from Talaromyces marneffei, 1041 nucleotides. RefSeq lists its product as uncharacterized. The record is from RefSeq and is a predicted model, not a curated record. NCBI's taxonomy places the organism in Eukaryota, Fungi, Ascomycota, Eurotiomycetes, Eurotiales, Trichocomaceae. The coding region runs from base 1 to 1041 and encodes 346 amino acids. Gene Ontology annotation, biological process: alcohol metabolic process. The transcript has 2 exons. Gene Ontology annotation, molecular function: alcohol dehydrogenase (NADP+) activity; zinc ion binding.